This is a messenger RNA of Salarias fasciatus (jewelled blenny), 1534 nucleotides long. Its product is annotated as lipopolysaccharide-induced tumor necrosis factor-alpha factor homolog. The record is from RefSeq and is a predicted model, not a curated record. Lineage: Eukaryota; Metazoa; Chordata; Actinopteri; Blenniiformes; Blenniidae. Gene Ontology annotation, molecular function: zinc ion binding. The transcript has 8 exons. Bases 181 to 807 code for a protein of 208 amino acids. Gene Ontology annotation, cellular component: nucleus; cytoplasmic side of lysosomal membrane; cytoplasmic side of late endosome membrane.
CACCACCACCACCACCACCACCACCACCACCACGAAUCCCGCCUGUGCUGCGCGAGCCUGAUAAGGUUUCGUUUCUGCUGCUGUCCGGUGUUUUCUUCACGUGUCUUCAGUCUUUUCCUUCAUACAGACUUCGAAAUAACACAUCAACGUGUCAGCUAACUUCAGGCCAGGAUUUGGACGAUGGAGAAAGAGAAAGAGCUCCCCCCUCCUUACCCGGGCGGACCCUUGACCUACGGAGCCCCUCAUCCAGGAACACACUCCCACACAGGCGUCCUCCCGAACGCACCACCUGUCCCUGGAUUCCAUGGAGGGCCUCAACCUCCAAUGUACCCAAAUCCACAAUUUCCCCCUGAUGCACGCCUUACAGUCGGACCCGGAGGAAGUAUUUUCUACGCUCCCGGUCAGGCUGGACCCGCCCCAGCCGGGCCUCAUGUUCAGAUGUACCCAAAUCCAGAGAUCUCCCCUCAAGCACCCCUGACUGUUGCGCAUCCAGGAGGUGUUCCCUAUGUUCCUGUUCAGACUGGAGCUGGUCAGACUGGACCUGUCACAGUCGUGACGCACGUGGUGACAUCAAGCCGUCUGGGAGAGCUGCCGGGAUAUACCGAAUGUCCACACUGCCACAAGAUGGUGCUCACCACCACGGAGUACACGCCCGGUUGCUUGACUUGGCUUAUUUGCACUGGCCUCAUUUUGUGCGGGUUGUACCUUUUCUGCUGCCUCAUCCCAUUUUGUAUCAGAGCCUGCAAAGAUGUGAAGCAUCACUGCCCUGAAUGCAAGAAGGUGGUGUACAAAUACACCAGGAUGUGAAGGCCAGUUGUGAAUGGAUGAGAAGAAGUUGGUGCUCAUCUGUCUGGGAAGGAGGGGGAAAAUUUUUUUUUUUAAUACCGCCAUAUGUUCAUCAACAGGCAAACGUUUGUAAUCUGUUCAGCAGGUACGCUCCAAGUCAUGUCAGUUGCAUAAAUCUUGUCAGCUGCUAUUGUUUUUGUUAUGGCAUAUAUGAGGGAAUAUUACUAAAUUAGAAUGUAUUGUUGAACCAUUAAAAAAAAAACAUUAUAUAACCACAAAAAAGAGUUGAUGCUGAAGUGAUUAAUGGAAAAUUAUCAUAUUCUAUCAUCACUUCUUGCACAUUUAUGUUUGGUAACACACAUUCUCUGCUCUAUAUGCCUUUUUUGAAACAUAAAAUAUAGUUUUUCACUGUUUGUAAAUCUGAGUUUCUAUUGAACAUCGUCACUUUUAAAUUAGGCUCAGCUACGGCAUCACUUUCAUGCAAAACAAUCUGGUUUAUUGAGACAUGCUGCGUUUCUCAUCAAAACAUGUCGUACAGGAACUUACUCUCUUGCACCUUCAGUCAUGCUGUCAGCAAACCUAACCAGUUCUGAUUUUUUUUUUAAUUUGAAUUACUUUUUGCUAUUUUGUGUUUUUUCACUUUUUUUGUGUUGCAUUGAUAGUGUAAGACUGACACACAUUCUUCUAUUCUCUUCAUUGUAUUUGCUUUGUUGUUUUUCUAAAUAAAAUAAGAGUUAUGGGAAUUGCA